GGAUAUAAACAUAUAAUUAGGCCAGAAACAAGAUUGGAGUAUGAUGAAAUAGUGAAAAAUCAUUAUUUAUCUCAUCAGUUCCAGGUUAAAGCACACAUCGAAUUUUGAAAAUGUCAAUCGGAGGAAAGUACGUGAGGGCUCCAGAGCCGCACAGCGAUUCUGAAGACGAAGACGAACACAUCAGCGAAUGGCAGCAAGAAGCAGCUAACCAUGUCAAGCAAGAACAGUUGGACGAGUGUGACGUUAGUUCCGCGAACGAGACACUUGGAAGUGAUGACGACACCGAUGAUAAUGAAGACGGAAACAUCGAACCCAGAGAAGAUCGUGACAUGACGCUGCGAGGAAACCAGGAUUACGCCCUUAGAAUGGACAGAAUGCAGAGCACGCUAAAUAAAUUGGUACAGGACAUGAACACUUACCAAGCUCGUGCUACAGUCGCUCCGAUCCAUCACGACGAUGACCGUAGUUGGAACAUUGGAAUCGAGACCCCCGGACCGUCAACCAGUUCGGGUAAUAUUCGUUGGGAAAAUAUUCAACCAUUCCCGAACGACGUCCCUGCAAAUCAGAUGUGGGAACAAUGGAAUAGAUUUAUUGAUCGAUUUGAAAUUGCCACCUCGCUAUCCAACGUAAACGAUCCCGCAAAACGAUCCCAAAUUUUGUUUCUCUCCAUGGGAGAAAAGCUGCAAGGGAUCGUUAGAGCAGCAAGAUUGCGCCCAAGCCUACGUGAACCUAAUUGCUAUGGUAUUUUCGUUAAGAGUAUCGAAAACUACCUGCAGUCCAUGGUAGACAUAACGGCAGAACACGAAGCUUUCUCGAACCUGCGCCAAGAACCAGAUGAGCCUACAAUCACAUUCCAUGCAAGGCUUAUGGAAAAAGUGCGCCUCUGCCGAUAUAGCAGCGCCGACGAGGAUAGAUUUGUCCGAAUGCAGCUAUUGAAGGGUAUGCGGAACAAAGAAUUGGCCAAGACAGCCCGCACCUUUGGGUAUGAAACAGCUUUCAUUGUACAAUCGGCAACACGUGAGGAGGCAUUCGAAGCCGAAGCAGGACCAUCCAGAUCUUCCCAGGCAUUUGCAGUAACACGAAAUCGUCAAACAACAUACGGUGACAGAUUUCCAAGGAAGCGCCGUUUCGUUCCUCCGGGUAAUCACCAAAUUCAUGCUAAGCAUCAGAGAAGAGAAGAUAAUAACAGCUAUCGUGGGGUAGGACGACGCUCACGCUGCCCAAAGUGUUACCGUUUAUACCAUAAGUUUGGAACUUGUCCAGCAAACGACCGCAAGUGCAACGCAUGUGGAGAAACAGGACACUUUGCCGUAGCAUGUCGCACCGGUCGCAGUAAGGAUGCCAAUCACAUUCAAGAACAGAAGGACCAUGUUCCAGGAUGGACAGAUGACGAGAAUGAGAAGAAGCAAAUCAAUGCGCUCUCACUCACUGACGUACUUAUUGAAUGUCGAAUUGGAUCUUCACACCCGAUCAAGUUUCUUAUUGAUUCUGGGGCAGAUGUGAAUAUUAUCGGUGGUCAGGAUUGGGUCCAAUUGAAGCGUCAAUUCCACGCAGGCAAGGCUGUAUUACAACCGAUCGAACUGUCCACUAUCAACGACUUGCGGGCGUACGCGUCAGAUAAACCUAUAUCAGUUAAGUGCGCGUUCAAAGCAGAAAUCGAAGUAGUUGAACAUAAUAAGCCUUUGCUCACCACCGAAUUUCUGGUUGUAACCGAAGGACGUCGCUCUCUUCUAGGACGAUCGACCGCAAGCGACUUGAGACUGUUGCAAGUUGGCGCAAUGGUAAACACAUGUGAAGUAGUGGACGUAUCCAAAAUAUUUCCAAAGGUUCCGGGUGUAUUGGUUAAAUUCAGCGUGGACGAGACUGUCCCACCAGUUAGGAACGCCUACUACAACGUGCCCGCAGCAUACAGGAAAAGCGCACGUGAACGACUUCAGGACAUGGAGAGGCGAGGAAUUAUAGAGCGUAUCACAACAGCACCUAAUUGGAUUAGCGGCAUGUCAGCUGUCGCCAAAGGGAAGGACGAUUUCCGCCUCGUCGUUAAUAUGCGUGCGUCCAAUCAAGCAAUAAAGCGAGAGUAUUUCCGAUUACCGCUAAUUGAAGAGAUGAAAGUCAAACUUCAUGGAGCGAGAUUUUUUUCAAAACUCGAUUUGACAAACGCCUUCUACCACUUAGAGUUGCACAAGGAGUCGAGAGACUUGACAACCUUCCUAUCGGAGAAUGGCAUGUUCCGAUUCACUCGACUGAUGUUCGGAGUUAACUGUGCUCCAGAGAUCUUCCAGAGGGAAAUGACGCGAAUCUUGGAUGGUGUGGAAAACAUAAUAAUUUAUAUUGACGACGUCCUCAUAUUCGCGGAUAGCUUAGAGAAGCUGCGCGAAACAGUGUCCGAAGUAUUAAGAAUCCUCAGAGUCCACAACCUGACCAUCAAUUCAGCGAAAUGCGAAUUCGACAAAACAAAAAUUCGCUUCAUCGGUCACCAACUAGAUGAAAACAGCUUCAAUAUCGACGACACAAAAGUUAGGGACAUCCGAAGAUUUAGACAACCAUCUACAGUUUCUGAACUUCGAAGCUUUUUGGGAUUAGCUUCCUUCGUCAGUCCGUACAUCAAGGAAUUUGCAGACAUUGCUAGUCCUUUAUGGGCAGCGACUAGGGCCGAUGGCUGGAUAUGGGGUUUGGAGCAAGAGAGUGCUUUUCGAAACUUAAAGGAGCAAAUUAUGAAUUGCACCAUAUCUCUUGGAUACUUCUCGGAAAAACACAAAACUUUUCUCUACACGGAUGCCUCUCCGAAUGCCCUUGGCGCUGUUCUUGUUCAGCAAGACAGCGAUCAUCCACCCGUAACACGUGAAAAUUCUAAACGCGCUUUAGCUCGUGCUGAUGGCUGGGCUCUGAGACUUAGUUCCUACAAAUUUGAUGUUGAGUAUGUUUGCGGUCGAGACAACAUAGCGGAUCCGUCAUCCAGGCUAUAUGAAGGCGAGGAUGAACCAUUUGCUGAAGAUUUUAGCCCCUGGGAAAUCGCUGUUCUGGAAGCAAAUCAAGCUCUUUUUCUGACGGAAGACGAAAUAAGGGAAGAAACAGCAAAAGAUCGCCAUCUGCAGGAGGUAGCAUAA
Molecule: messenger RNA, 3107 nt
Organism: Armigeres subalbatus
Lineage: Eukaryota; Metazoa; Arthropoda; Insecta; Diptera; Culicidae
Exons: 3
Coding region: 111-3107 (998 amino acids)
Biological process (GO): proteolysis
Molecular function (GO): zinc ion binding; nucleic acid binding; aspartic-type endopeptidase activity
Source: RefSeq, a predicted model, not a curated record